This is a messenger RNA of Trifolium pratense (red clover), 3185 nucleotides long. Its product is annotated as alpha-L-fucosidase 2-like. Gene Ontology annotation, molecular function: alpha-L-fucosidase activity. The record is from RefSeq and is a predicted model, not a curated record. The transcript is spliced from 10 exons. Lineage: Eukaryota; Viridiplantae; Streptophyta; Magnoliopsida; Fabales; Fabaceae. Gene Ontology annotation, biological process: carbohydrate metabolic process. Bases 251 to 2782 code for a protein of 843 amino acids.
AAUUCAUUAGAUUCUUCAGCAUUACGCAUUAUUUUGGUCCUGAAGGUAAUGUGGACAAUGUGGUCCUUCAUGACUUCAACAUUUUAUGUGUCACUAUUUUAAGCUAAAUCCACCUAUUUAAACCUGAAGAAGCUAAGAGUGACAACCAUCACUUUUAAUUGUUUUGUUCUACACUUCUACUGACUCAAUCAUUCUCUUCUCUAUUCUCUUCCUUCCCAAUUCAUCUCACUAUCAUUUUUUUUUUCCUACAAUGGAAGAUGAAAAAUGGGUUCUGGUGUGCGGCUCUUCACAGAAGGAUUUGUGGAAACCAAGUUUACCAAAUGCUGAUGAUGAACCUUCAAGGCCCUUGAAGGUUGCCUUUUCUGAGCCUGCAGAGUACUGGACUGACGCCAUUCCCAUUGGAAAUGGCCGUCUUGGGGCCAUGAUUUGGGGUGGUGUACAAUCAGAAGUUCUACAGCUCAAUGAGGACACACUUUGGACUGGAAUACCUGGCAACUACACCGAUAAAAAUGCUCCUGAAGCUCUGGCUGUAGUCCGAAAACUUGUUGAUGACAGAAAAUAUUCAGAUGCUUCAAUAGCAGCUAAGAAAUUGACAGGAGGUCCUACUGAUGUAUACCAACCUCUUGGUGAUAUUAAAUUAGAAUUUGAUGAUUCUCAUCUGAAAUAUUCGGAAGAGUCUUAUCACAGGGAGCUUGAUUUGGAUAUUGCAACAGCAAAAAUAAAAUACAACGUGGGUGAUGCAGAAUUUACCAGAGAGCAUUUUGCUUCUAAUCCAGACCAAGUGCUAGUGACAAAGUUUUCCACAAGCAAGUCAGGGUCGUUAUCAUUUACAGUAUCUUUGGAGAGCCAAUUAGAUCACAAUUCACGGGUAAGCGGCCUAAAUCAGAUAAUAAUGGAAGGAAGCUGUCGUGGCAAAAGGCCGCCAGAAGUGAAUUCUAGUGACAAAUCAAAAGGAAUUAAGUUUUCUGCAGUUCUUGAUAUACAGAUUAGUAAUGAAAAAGGGUUUAUACAUGUUUUGGAUGAAAAGAAGCUUAGAGUUGAAAGUUCAGAUUGGGCUAUUUUGCUUCUGACAGCUUCCUCAUCUUUUGAUGGUCCAUUUACCAAGCCUGAAGACUCCAAAAAAGAUCCCACUUCCGAGUCCUUGAGUAAAAUGAAGUCUGCCAAAAGUUUUUCAUAUGAUGAUAUUUACGCACGUCACUUGGAUGACUAUCAGAAUCUAUUUCAUCGGGUCUCAUUGCAACUCUCUAAAAGUUCCAAGACUGUUUUAGGAAAACCUAUUUUGGAUGAAAGGAAAUUGGUUUCCUGUCAAACUAACAUCUCUCAAAUUGGAGGUGAUAAUGUUGCUCCAACUUCAUCAAGAAUCAAAUCAUUUCAAAAUGAUGAAGACCCUUCCUUUGUGGAGCUUUUGUUUCAAUAUGGUCGAUAUCUCUUAAUUGCUUGUUCACGUCCUGGAACUCAGGUGGCAAACCUACAGGGUAUAUGGAACAACGAUGUUACACCUGCAUGGGAUUGUGCUCCGCACUUGAACAUAAAUCUUCAAAUGAACUAUUGGCCGUCCCUGUCAAACAACCUACAUGAGUGUCAGGAGCCACUAUUUGAUCACAUUUCCGCUUUGUCUGUCAAUGGUAGUAAAACAGCGAAGGUGAAUUAUGAAGCCAAUGGUUGGGUUACACAUCAUGUUUCUGACUUAUGGGCUAAAACAUCCCCAUAUGAAGAAGAUCCUGUUUGGGCUGUAUGGCCAAUGGGUGGAGCUUGGCUUUGUACCCAUCUAUGGGAGCAUUACACUUAUACAAUGGACAAGGAAUUUCUUAAAAAUCAAGCAUAUCCUUUGUUGGAAGGAUGUGCGUCAUUUUUGGUGGAUUGGUUGAUCGAAGGCUCUGGUGGAUUUUUGGAAACUAACCCAUCAACUUCACCAGAGCACAAGUUCAUUGCACCAGAUCAAAAGCAAGCUAGUGUGAGCUACUCAUCAACCAUGGACAUUUCAAUCAUAAAAGAAGUUUUCUCUAUAAUCAUUUCUGCUGCUGAGGUUUUGGGAAGGCAUGAUGAUGCUAUUAUUAAAAGAGUAACUGAAUCACAGUCUAAGCUUCCUCCUAUAAAAAUUGCUAGGGAUGGGUCCAUUCUGGAAUGGGCUGAAGAUUUUCAGGACCCAGAAACACAUCAUCGACAUGUUUCGCAUCUGUUUGGCUUGUUUCCAGGGCACACAAUAAGUCUUGAGAAAAAUCCAGAUCUCUGUAAAGCUGUGGGUUAUAGUCUAAUGAAAAGAGGAGAAAAUGGUCCUGGGUGGUCAACAACUUGGAAAGCUGCAUUAUGGGCUCAUCUUCACAACAGCGAGCAUGCAUAUCGCAUGAUAAAACACUUGAUUAUCCUGGCAGACCCUGCUAAGAGUACAGUAGCAUUUGAAGGAGGACUUUACAGUAACCUAUUCACAGCACAUCCUCCUUUCCAAAUUGAUGCAAACUUUGGUUUUUCAGCAGCAAUUGCAGAGAUGCUUGUUCAAAGCACAACCAAGGACCUCUACUUACUUCCUGCGUUGCCUCGGGAUAAAUGGGCAAAUGGUUGUGUGAAAGGAUUAAAAGCGCGUGGCGGGGUGACGGUCAACAUCUGCUGGAAAGAAGGUGAUCUGCAUGAAGUUGGCCUUUGGUCACAAAAUCAGAAUUCCAGCAUUAGACUACAUUUUAAAGGGAACAAGGUUGUGGCAAAUUUAUCACCAGGAAAAGUUUACUCAUAUAAUAAAUGGUUGAAGUGUGUUAAGACAUACUCCCUUAGCGAAGUCAAUCCCUAAAAAAAAUUUGUCUUCCUAUUUUCCAAUAAAAUCUUAAGACAUGCAUUAUAGUAUUUUACAAUUUGUUAUUGAACUUUGUUUGCUGGAUCAUGGUAUAUCUUAUGGUUUCUAGUGAUUAUUCUCCACGAGUCAUUUGGCCUUGGAAGAUGUAAUGUAAUGAAUAAGCAUUUUGUUAUGCAUUUGUUGUGUGGUUUUGAUGUGAAUAUUGGUGUAACUUUGUUAUUUGUUAUUGGGCCCGUUAAUGCAUGUAUCGGAGUCAAACUAUCAGUGCUAAUGUGACAUACAUUACGCAUGCUUCUCACUCCAAAAAUAGAAAACUCAAAGUUUGAUAAUCCUUAUUAUGGGAUAGAAUGUGCUCCAGGAACAGUUCAGGGCAUCUUGUUCAAGCAUUGACAAACUAACU